Molecule: messenger RNA, 877 nt
Organism: Brassicogethes aeneus
Lineage: Eukaryota; Metazoa; Arthropoda; Insecta; Coleoptera; Nitidulidae
Source: the annotation of a GenBank genome assembly
CAUAAACGCAGUGAAUAUUCAAAUCGCAGCAAAUUUCCACAAAUUUUCGUUAAAUUAUGGCUGAUUUUAAAGUGGUAACGGCGGAUUAUGUGAAGGUACAAAUCUCCACCUCCAAGAAUGAUUUAGGCGAUGUUGAAAAGAGGUUUCCCAAAGAUAUAACAAUUUUACAAUUAAAGGAAAAACUGGAGCUUAUGACUGGCGGCAGUUGCAGCACAAUGCAACUACAAGCGUUUAACAAAGAUAACCAACUCGUAUGUAACCUCACAAAUGAUGAGGCUUUAUUGGGUUCAUACCCCAUAGACGAUGGUAUGCGUAUACAUGUUGUAGACAGCUUUCUUAUAAGAAACGAGCUGGAUUUUGGAGACGUCGAAAAACUGGAGAUAUCCGACGAACAGUACAGCCAAAAGUCAAACACAGUAAGAGCAUUUUUAAUGAGGAACAAAAUGGGGAAGUACAACGAGGAAAAUCAGAGCAAAAAAGAACAACAAAUACAGGAGGAACAAGAUUUAGCGGAUAAAAUUACAGUUGGCAGUAGGUGUAAGGUUACCGUAUCCUCUGCACCUACCCGGUUGGGUACUGUAAUGUACUCUGGGUUUGUUGACGAGUUAAAUGGGCAUUUUGUUGGGGUUAAGUAUGAUGAACCACUUGGGAAGCACAAUGGAAGUAUAAAAGGAAAACAGUAUUUUAACUGUGAAGAUAAAUAUGGAGGAUUUGUGAAGCCACAAAAUGUAAUUUGUGGUGAGUUCCCUGAACAAGAUUAUGAUUUGAAUGAAGAAAUAUAAUCUCUACUUAGUUUUACUGCUUUAAUUAAUUUUUAUAAUGUGAUGCUAAUUUUAAAUAACUUGGUAUUAUCUUAAGGCUUUAUUUAUAAAAUUUG